Monodelphis domestica (gray short-tailed opossum) is the source of this 1035-nucleotide messenger RNA. NCBI's taxonomy places the organism in Eukaryota, Metazoa, Chordata, Mammalia, Didelphimorphia, Didelphidae. The record is from RefSeq and is a predicted model, not a curated record.
UUAGUCUCAACUUCCUGUCCAUGGCGAAGCCUCGGGCUGCGGACUGUCUCUUCUUCCCCGCUUCUCCCUUCACCCCCUUCUUCCUCCCCAUGGAGACCCAGCUGCCAUUGAGCACAGUGCAGGUGGGCUUCUAGGCAAGAUGUCCCUACCAAUUGGAAUGCAUCCUCGGGCAUUCAGUUAUGAUGAUGUCCUGGAGGAUCCCACACCGAUGACUCCGCCUUCAUCAGACAUGUGCAGUAAGGUUCUAUGGAAAAAGCCGGUCAUCCCAGAUUGGAAGUACCAACAGCUUUCCAAGGUUGAGGAUGGUGAAACUAGUUUGUCCUCUCCUUCCAUAACCCCCUCAGCUUCCAGUGACCAAAUGAACAAGGUCCCAGUGGUGAAGGCCAAAGCUAUGCAUGUCAUCAUGAAUUCUCUAAUUACAAAACAGACACAAGAGAGCAUCCAACGCUUUGAACAGCAAGCAGGGCUGAGAGACGCAGGAUAUACUCCCCAUAAAGGCCUCGCCACAGAAGAAGCCAAGUCCCAUCAUGUGGCGGAGGCUGUCCAUAAAUUGAAAUUGCAAAAUGGAGAAAUAACAAAAGAUGAUAGAUUGACUGUUUCAGCCCAGUCCACUCAAAGUAGCACACCCCAUUCUUCUCCCAGGCAAAAGCCCAGAGGUUGGUUUGCUCAUGGAUCUUCUAAUUCUUUACCGGGCCUAGACAUCAGCAGUAUGGACUCUGGAAAUGGAGAUAGAGACAAACCCUCAUCUGAAAAAUGGAGCCUUUUUGGACCAAGAACGCUUCAGAAAUCCGAUUCAGGUUUCAGUAUCCAGUCCUACAGAGGUAUGCAGAAACCAUCACCAGUGGAGCUCAUUUGGGCUCAGGCUACUAGAAUUACAGAAGACCCAGCAGCCUUCAAGCCACCUAAGAUGGACCUUCCAGGAAUGGAAGGAAAGAAACCAGCUCCACGGGUCCAUAACCUCAAGCCAAGAGACAUGAAUGUGCUGAUUCCCACAGGGUUCUAAAGCUCCCUUUUCAUUUGCUUUUCCUGCUGACC